GCUCUCUCGUUCCUCCCCUUCCGUUUCCUGUCCCUGCAUUGCCAUUCAUUCUUUUCCUUCUCCUCUUGUCUGGUGGACGUUACGCCUCCAUUACUUGCUGCCUCGCUCCUGCCGUUUCAUGGUUGUGUCUUCGUUGCUCCUCUGAGCAUGCGUAACACCAGCGAGCUCCCACCGCCUUGUUAUCGCGGUCUCGCCUCCCAAGUGCGGCGCACGGUAGGUGCUCGACGAAAUGUUUGUUUGUCUCGUGCCCUUGCUUGCCCCAUAGCUACUCCUUGUUCCGGUGUUUAUCGUGGUUAAGAACAGCGCUCGUCUGUUGUCUGUUAAGGUCUGCGUAGUUUCCAUUGCUUCGCUCGCUCGAUGGUGUCACCGUGUCAAUCACCAUGGCUGUCGUGCUGAUGCGUGGUGCUUGACGUUUGUGCCUCGCCGUUCCCUCAUUGCUGUGCUUAUGAUGCUGCUGUCGUUGUUGCACCUUGUCGUACUCGUACUUGUAUCGCUGUAGGUUGCUGCAAGCGGCUGGUUUCGUGCUCGGUGUUGUUGUCCUCGCACUGAGGUUUUCAGGGAUGUUGGUGGUGCAAUCUUCGGAGAUUUCUGUGCUUCAAGCUCGUGUGGGAACAUGUUGUAUUACAUUGAGCAUUUGUGCAAUGUUUGUAUUGUCCCUGCGCCAAUGGCUGCCUUGAGACAGUGGUGGAUCAAUAAAUUUAUGGAUGGAUCUCACCAAUAUAGAGACAAUAAACAUAUUGUAACGAAUGUUUCUUGCUCCUUUUCUAGUUGACCGGGUCACAAGAUUUUCCUUGUCUGCACAGUGUUCUGCAGUUCGACAUGUCUCGUCAUCAACUGAUAACACUAAUUCUAGGAGUGAUGACAUCCAUGUAGCUAAUGAACAAGUUCAUGGUCCCAUGAGUUCCAUAUCUGAUCUUCAGAUUUGUUAUGUAAACUUCAGCUAUAAUGUUAUGCAACUUAUUACUUGCUUGUACUCUUUGCAGGAAGUCAUAUUUUCCUGUUUUGGGAAAGCAUGUCUUCUCAGUAGUAUCAUAUAUGUACUACCACCCAGCUGUUUAGCAGAAUCAUGUGAGCAAGAGUACUCUCUCCCUAACAUGCCUUUGCUGUUUGCAAUAGCCAUGGUCGGUGCUACUGUUGGAGGGCUCCUUGCAAGACAGAGGAGAGGGGAGCUUACACGGCUGAAUGAUCAGUUACGUCAGAUAAAUGCCGCACUACGAAGACAAGCAAAGAUUGAAUCUUAUGCUCCUGCUUUAAGCUAUGCACCAGUUGGUAGCAAGAUACAAGAAUCAGAAGUCAUUGUUGAUCCUCAGAAGGAGCGCCUUAUUGCAUAUCUGAAGACUGGGAAGAACUACCUCAGGAACCAAGCUCCUGACAAGGCAUUUCCUGAGUUUAAAGCAGCACUUGAUCUUGCACAAUCUUUGGGUGAUCAUGUUGAAGAGAAGAAAGCAGCACGAGGAUUAGGAGCAUCCUUGCAAAGACAAGGUAAGUACAAGGAAGCCAUAAAGUACCACUCCAUGGUGCUGAACAUCUCCAAGAUGAACGGAGAGGAUUCAGGUGUCACCGAAGCAUACGGAGCAAUAGCAGACUGCUACACCGAGCUGGGUGAGCUUGAGAAGGCAGGCAAGUUCUACGACAAGUACAUUGCAAGAUUGCAGAGUGACUGAAAACAAGGGCCCUUAUCCGACUUUCUCAGCAUGUCACAUAAUGUUUUGUAGAUGUGCAGUUCCUUGCUCGGACUUCGGUUUGCUGUCAUCUUUCAAGUUCUCUUUACUGAAUUAAUUAUCGAUGUUUUUGGCACAGAUUAGUACCAUGCUGUGUAGUUAUCUUGAUAGUAGUAGCUGAAAGUUCAGUACA
Molecule: messenger RNA, 1854 nt
Organism: Phragmites australis (common reed)
Lineage: Eukaryota; Viridiplantae; Streptophyta; Magnoliopsida; Poales; Poaceae
Product: protein FLUORESCENT IN BLUE LIGHT, chloroplastic-like
Exons: 5
Coding region: 747-1664 (305 amino acids)
Biological process (GO): chlorophyll biosynthetic process
Molecular function (GO): protein binding
Source: RefSeq, a predicted model, not a curated record